Molecule: messenger RNA, 1086 nt
Organism: Jaminaea rosea
Lineage: Eukaryota; Fungi; Basidiomycota; Exobasidiomycetes; Microstromatales
Exons: 2
Coding region: 1-1086 (361 amino acids)
Source: RefSeq, a predicted model, not a curated record
AUGGCCUCGUCAUCCACCAUUGGGCAUGGCACACAAGCCUCGUCCUCUACCAGCAACACACCAUCACGCGUAGUCCCACCGGGACCCGGUGGCGCUUCCUCGUUGACAGUCAACGACAUCCUCUGCGACUCCUUCACAAGACGCAUCGCGCUACUCGUCUACUUGAAGGGUGUGCUAGCGGGCAAACAUCUCUACGCCUCUACAGUCCUCUUCAGCCCGCGCGACCUCGCCGACGUCUACGAUACAGAGAGAAUGCGACGUCGCUCUUAUCGGCACCUCGUGCUAGGACUCGCUCUGUCCCCUUUGGUUGAGCAAACGAGCAUGUCCCUGCCCGACUUCGUACGCUCCCUCGGCUCUGCCCUCGCCGAUGUCGAAGCGCUGCCAGAGACAGCGGGCAGCUCAUCCGCAGGAUUGAGCGCUGCGGGUUACCCAUCGUCUUCGGCCGGAGGGGGGAGUGUCUCGUCGGAAAAGAGAAGCGUGCGCAGCUUGUUCUCGUCGAGCAAAAACAAGGGCCAAAAGAAGGGAGGGACGUUUAGCGAUAUUCAUCCGCCGGAUUUUGGGAUGAGCACGAUGGGUGGGGUCAGCGGAGCGAGCAGCGAGAUUGCUGGUGGCCAUCUUCCUUUUGCCCUCGACUUCUUUCAGACAUUUACCACUCUCGCCGACAUCCUCAUCGAGAUCUACUCCAAACUUCUCACCUACCUCGGCGCCCCAGGCCCUUCCACUGGCCUGGCCCCGACGGAAGACGGCAGCGAGGGCAUGACUGCUACCACAAGCAGCCUUCCUCCUCUCGCCUCACAAGUGGUAGACGCCAUCAACAAAGCGGAUGGCAAGGUCAAGAAGAUGCUCGCUCAGGUGACAAAGGAGCUUGAUGGCGCUGCAAGGCACGUAGUCAAGGAGGAGCUCGCACAGCUUGAGGCCGGAUUAUCUCCCAAUGCGCCGCAGAAUUUGGCGAUAGACCCACAUUCGAGAGUGGGGAGCACGCGCGACGAUUUCGGCGAUUCAAUGGGUUCAACAAGUCCCUACACCGGUCUCCCCGGCCCCCCUUCAUCUAUGACACACGGCGAUUUCGGCUCGAGUCACGGCUAA